Molecule: messenger RNA, 807 nt
Organism: Camellia sinensis
Lineage: Eukaryota; Viridiplantae; Streptophyta; Magnoliopsida; Ericales; Theaceae
Source: RefSeq, a predicted model, not a curated record
UGUAUCAUCAUCAUCAUUCAUCAUCACCUCAAUUUUCUCACCAACCAAUCUCUACAUUUUCUUGCACGAGAAAAGUAAAGAAAAUGAAACAGAAAAUCAAACAACGAGAAGAAGCAGAUGCUACCAUCCGUUUCUUGGGCCUACUCAAACAACCCGAUCCCGAUCCAAACCCCUUCGAGCUCGACGAGAGCGACGUCGUUUGGUCCUCCGAUCUCUCCGAUCCCACCGACCUCUAUUCCCAUUCUCCCCCUUCAGCAUCUAAUUCUCCGACAACUCUCCGCCGCCGCCACCACCCCGAGAACUCUGGCCUCUCCGCCGCCUUGUCCGACGACCACCGCCCUCUGGUUCACCGGAAACCGACUCUGAACCCUUCCCUCUCGGCCGCUACGGCGGCGCGUACAAUUCCACCAGUGCAGCUCCUGCGCUCGGCGGCGGCGGCGGCGGGGAAGUUUCCUCAAUCGGCUCCGGUGAACGUGCCUGUUUGGCCAAAGAGAGUCCGAGAGUUUGGAGUGAGUAAUUUGGGGAAUUUCGAUGAAGCCGACGAGGAAGAUGAAGAAGCAGAGGAGGAGAUGGUCCCGCCGCACGUGAUUGUGGCGAGGUCGCACGUGACGACGUUUUCGGUGUUCGAAGGCGUCGGCCGAACGCUGAAAGGAAGGGAUUUGCGGCGCGUGAGAAACGCUGUGUUUCAGAAGACAGGUUUUCUUGAUUAAAAAAAAAGAAAAAAAAAAAACUGUGUUUGAUAUUAUUGUAAUUUAGUGGUGAUUUAUGUGAUGAAUUGGAAAUGAAUGAAUUAUUUAGGUACUUUAA